AUGUCGAAUCGUCUUCAAAAUUUGCAACAAUGGACAAAUCGACACGUGUUCACAAAUUCAUUGGAUUAUUGGGGUGGACAUCCGGAAUCGCACGAGUUUGAAUCGUACCAAAAUUCGUCGCCCAAUGAAUCAAGCACCACAUCUGGUCGACCGCCCGUUCCGCCUCCUCCGUCAUUGACUUCAAUUCGCGAAUCUCCAGAAGACAAAACCGAUCAAGCUGUUGAGGAUAAUGUCGAAGGCGACCCAGGCGAACCGAUUUCAGCUCUACAGGCUGCAUGGAAUGUGACGAAUGCGAUUCAAGGAAUGUUUAUCGUCGGACUUCCAAUCGCUGUGAAAGUUGGCGGUUGGUGGUCAAUUGGUGCAAUGAUUGGUGUCGCAUAUUUAUGCUAUUGGACUGGAGUGUUGCUCAUCGAGUGUUUGUACGAAAAUGGGAAUAAAGUUCGCAAGACAUAUAAGGAUAUUGCGGAUUUUUAUAAACCCGGAUUUGGCAAAUUUGUGCUCACUGCUCAACUUACCGAACUUCUUUCAACGUGCAUUAUUUAUCUCGUGAUUGCUGCAGAUUUACUUCAAAGCUGCUUCCCAAGCAUCGACAAGCCUGGAUGGAUGAUGUUGGUCAGUGCUGGAUUAUUGUCGUGCUCAUUCCUCGAUGAUUUGCAAAUUGUCUCUCGUCUCUCUUUUUUCAACGCAAUUUCGCAUCUCAUUGUCAAUCUCGUCAUUCUGAUUUACUGCCUCUGCUAUUUACCACAAUGGAGUUUGUCAUCGGUUACUUUUUCAUUGAACAUCAACACGUUGCCAACAAUUAUUGGAAUGGUCGUUUUCGGCUAUACGUCGCAUAUAUUUUUACCAAAUUUAGAAGGAAACAUGAAAAAUCCAAAAGAAUUCAAUUGGAUGCUGAAAUGGUCUCAUAUCGCAGCAGCCGUAUUCAAAGUUGUUUUCGGGCUGUUCGGAUUUCUGACGUUCGGAGAGCUCACUCAACAGGAAAUCUCAAAUUCGCUACCCAAUCAAGGCUUCAAAAUUCUGGUUAACUUGAUUCUUGUGAUAAAAGCUCUCCUGUCGUAUCCACUUCCAUUCUACGCAGCCGUACAUUUAAUCAAGAACAAUCUAUUUUUGGGAUAUCCGAAGACUCCAUUUACAAGUUGUUAUUCACCGGAUAAAUCAUUGCGAGAAUGGGCAGUGACUCUUCGAAUCAUUUUGGUGCUUUUCACCUUAUUUGUUGCCCUCUCGGUUCCGUAUCUCGUCGAACUGAUGGGUCUCAUCGGUAAUAUCACCGGAACAAUGCUCUCUUUCAUUUGGCCGGCGCUAUUCCAUCUUCAUAUCAAAGGAGCAACUAUUGUGAAUAGAGAUAAACGAUUUGACCAAAUGAUCAUCGCAGUCGGAUGCACUAUUUGCAUUUCUGGCGUCUAUUUCUCGACCAUGGAACUUCUUCGCGCAAUUAAUUCUAAUGAACAAUAG
Molecule: messenger RNA, 1452 nt
Organism: Caenorhabditis bovis
Lineage: Eukaryota; Metazoa; Nematoda; Chromadorea; Rhabditida; Rhabditidae
Source: the annotation of a GenBank genome assembly